Messenger RNA from Lodderomyces theae, 747 nucleotides. RefSeq lists its product as uncharacterized. The transcript has a single exon. The coding region runs from base 1 to 747 and encodes 248 amino acids. The record is from RefSeq and is a predicted model, not a curated record. NCBI's taxonomy places the organism in Eukaryota, Fungi, Ascomycota, Pichiomycetes, Serinales, Debaryomycetaceae.
AUGAUACGGGGCAAUUGGAGUCUAGCGCAGGAGUUUAAACAGAAUGAGAGGAAACAACAGUCGAAAAUACAACAACGACAGAAACACCAGCAUAAAUUGGAGAAGCUCAAGAAUGCAGACCCCAUAAAGUUGUACCACAAGAUCAAAAAUCUAGAGUCAAGGGAACCUAGAUCAAAUCGAGAUGAGGACCAUUUGACAUCUUUAAAAGAGGAUUGGCAUUUCAUUGAAAAGAAUGGAUUACAUAAGGCAAAGAUAGGCAAGUUUCUCGAGGAUAUUGAAAAACAAGAACUGGCUAGACUAAAGCUAAAGAAUAAACUCUGGGGUAGGAAAUCAAUAUACUUCAACCCAGAAUUGAAUCCAUUGGGUAAAGUUCCAAAUGUGAGUAAUCUAGAGGAGGAAAUCGAAGGAGAUUUGGAAAAUUUGACACUUCCGCUUCGUGACAAGGCUCAUUAUGAGCCAGAUCCACUCAUCAAAGAGUUAAAUGUAAAAUUACCCAGUGGGAAGCCACCAAAGUUUUACAAGUUGAUUCAAAAUACCGAAAAGCCAAAGAAACAAGAGCCGAAUCAAGCCGAAUCAAACGACACUUCAAGGCAGUCACCAUCUUUAGCAACAAAACCAUAUUCAAGAAACCGACACCACAAUUCCGAAUCUGAUUUAGAUUUAGAUUCAGUCUCAUCCUCAAAUCUGGAUCAGGGCGAUGAGGAGCUGGAAGAUGAACCCGACUUGAAAAAAGUGAAGUAUGGGUAA